Molecule: messenger RNA, 1332 nt
Organism: Zea mays
Lineage: Eukaryota; Viridiplantae; Streptophyta; Magnoliopsida; Poales; Poaceae
Exons: 3
Coding region: 214-933 (239 amino acids)
Biological process (GO): positive regulation of DNA-templated transcription
Cellular component (GO): nucleus
Molecular function (GO): DNA-binding transcription factor activity, RNA polymerase II-specific; sequence-specific DNA binding
Source: RefSeq, marked provisional
GCUACUACUCCUAGUCCUAGUACAGGCUACAGAGGCAGAGCGAGCAAAACUGCCUGUACAUAGCAACCAUCAACGACGACCGAUCCAAGUAGUGAGCAUUAGUGGAUCUACUACGUACAUAUAUAGAAGGAAACAGCUGCAGCUCUCUCUCUCGCUGUUUCCUGCGUGAUCUGCUUGUGUAGCUACUAGCUAGCUAGCGGAGCGGAACCACCCAUGGGCUGCGAGGAGGAAGAGAGGCUGCUGUUCCCGUCCUUCGUCUUUCCCGAGAGCUUCGCGGAGGCCGCCACCCCCGGCUCCGGUGGUGAGCAGAAGAAGGCUCGGCAGCGUCGGAGGCGCAAGCCGCGGCCGGCGGAGGGCGGCGAGGGCGCGGACGAGCAGGCCAGGAAGCGGCGGCUGAGCGACGACCAGGCGCGGUUCCUGGAGCUCAGCUUCAGGAAGGAGCGCAAGCUGGAGACGCCCCGCAAGGUGCAGCUGGCCGCCGAGCUGGGCCUCGACGCCAAGCAGGUGGCCGUCUGGUUCCAGAACCGCCGCGCCCGCCACAAGAGCAAGCUCAUGGAGGAGGAGUUCUCCAAGCUCCGCGCCGCGCACGACGCCGUCGUCCUCCACAACUGCCACCUCGAGACCGAGCUGCUGAAGAUGAAGGACAGGCUGGCGGAGGUGGAGGAGGAGAAGACGAAGCUCGUCGCGGCGGCGGCGGCGGCGGCCGGCGGCGCAGCGGGCGCAGGGAGCAGCAGCCCGAGCUCGUCGUCGUUCUCGACGGUGACGCACCACCCGGCCGCGGCGCUGCAGGUGGGGCAGUUCGGGGUGGAGCCGGAGGAGGCCGCCGACCUCGCCUACAUGACCGAGUACGCCUACAACAGCUACAUGAACAUGAUGGACCUCGCGCCCGCCUACUUCGGUGGAGUCGUCUACGACUACGACCACUUCAACUGAUCCACGAGCAUGCAGGAGGAGGAGGAGGGAAGCUACAAGACGAAGGAAGGAUUGACUGGCCUAUCAGCUAGGUACUAUUUUCGUGUUAAUGGAUGGAUGGACCGAUUUGCAGGGCGCGCGUAGCAGUAGUAGCAAUCAAGGUCACUAGUAUAGUCUGUCAGUACGACGACGUCGAUCAGUCAAUGUCUCCUGACGAUAAUUAUUAAGUCGAUCUAUUCAGUAGUAACUUGUUAAGCCAUGUAGAUUAGUAGCAGCUGGUAAUCUUUGUAAAUGUGUGUGGAUUAUCAUGCAAGUGCGCGCUUAUCAUGAUCGAACCAGUGGUCUCUGCGAUGUAAUAUUGGGGGGAACGGGGGUUAAUCGGAAUCAGAAAAUGCAUGCUUGUAGAUGCUUUAUUUGGUG